AUGGAAGAGUCUGAUGCAGAGGAGUAUGUGUACUCUGAGGAAGAGUCUGAGAGUGAGAGAUUGAGGGAGGAGAGGAGGACCAAGAAGAGGAAUGACCCCAUUAGUAGUGAGAGUGAGCAAGGGGAGUUUGAGAUUGGAGUGAACCUUGUUCAAGAGGAGGGAAAUGGCUCUCCAAGUGAAGAAGGAAGUGAUGAGACUGAGAGUGAAGAGGAAGGAGAAGAGGUGAAUCAGUUGAUGAAGAGAGUAACCAAGAUGAACCUAUGGAGGAGGUUGAGCCACAAGAGAGCAAGAGGAGGAGAAGAACUCCCUAUGUACCAAGAGCACUACAAUGCUCUCUUCUCCAUGGACUUUAUGGAGACCAAGUACCCACAUGUUGACACAAUGAAGGCCCUUGGAAUCUUUGAAGAUGUGGAGCUUUCUCAAGAACAUGCACUUGGCCAAGCUUUUCUCUUAUCACAUGGAAUCCUACAAGGAGCUCACUUGCGAGUUCUUAGCUUCAAUGAGGGAGAGAAGAGAAUGGUGACCUUUAGGCAGUUGGAGAUCUUGUUUGGGUUCAACUAUGGAGAAGGUACCAAGUGGAACUUCAAGGAAAGGAACUCCAAAGGGUUUGGGCUACAAUCGCUGAUGGAGUGUACUCUUCCUCAAGGUCCAAGGCAGCUCAGAUCAGGAGCCCAGUGCUUGAGGUAUGUGCACAAGGCACUUGCCAACACCUUCUUUGCAAGGAAGGCGACCGGGACAAUCAACGAGGGGGAACUCAAGUUUCUUGACAUGGGAAUCAAGCCCAUUCUCUCACGCACAAGCGAUGGCAAGAGGAUCAGGGGAGAUAGAUCUGACACAGGAACUUGA
Microthlaspi erraticum is the source of this 846-nucleotide messenger RNA. The record is from the annotation of a GenBank genome assembly. Lineage: Eukaryota; Viridiplantae; Streptophyta; Magnoliopsida; Brassicales; Brassicaceae.